Molecule: messenger RNA, 5501 nt
Organism: Agrilus planipennis (emerald ash borer)
Lineage: Eukaryota; Metazoa; Arthropoda; Insecta; Coleoptera; Buprestidae
Product: membrane alanyl aminopeptidase-like
Exons: 29
Coding region: 118-5409 (1763 amino acids)
Biological process (GO): peptide catabolic process; proteolysis
Cellular component (GO): cytoplasm
Molecular function (GO): zinc ion binding; peptide binding; metalloaminopeptidase activity
Source: RefSeq, a predicted model, not a curated record
AUAACAAUCCAUCAUCAAAGAAAAUGGUAUGAUAAGACAGAUAAAUGUAACUUUUAUAGUACCGUCACUCGUCUAGAAACUAGUUGGCUAAUUAAAGUUGUCCAGAAGAGCGACAACAUGGCCAACAUCAUCCAUUUUGCGACCCUAUUUUUGGUAUUCUGUACUACAUUUGCCCAAGACAACUACCGAUUAAGUACCACAGUCCGUCCAUCUCACUACGAAGUCGAAUUAACCCUUUUUCCAGGAUUCGGCCCGAGCGCGUCCUUUUCAGGAAGUGUACAAAUUACUUUGUCCACUUCUGCGUCAGUUUCAGAGUUUGAAGUUCAAUCUAGUAGUUUAACUUACAGCAAUAUACAUCUUUACGAUGUCGCCGAUGCCACGCAGGCUAAUUUGACAGACAGUUAUAGCGAAAAUGCAACUUAUGAUAAACUGACAAUUAGAACAUCAACCGAUUUGGCGGUUGGAAGAACCUACAUCCUUUCAGCCACUUAUACUGGAAUAUUGCACGAUGACAUGAACGGAUUUUACAGAAGUUCUUAUAGAGAUACCAACAGAACUACAAGAUGGCUUGCAACAACUCAGUUCCAACCCACCUAUGCUCGAAGAGCUUUACCAUGUUUCGACGAACCAAGUUUCAAAGCUACUUUCAAUAUAUCCAUUAUUCAUCCACAAGAUGUCCAUGCCAUCGGUAAUACGCCCAUCAUCUCUUCAGAAACAUAUGACCCAACUUUGGGACUAAAUAAAACAACAUUCCAACAAACUCCGAUAAUGUCCACGUAUCUAGUCGCAUUCGUUGUAUCCGAUUUUACCGGUUUAACCAACACUUCGGUCAAUUAUGGGGUAUAUGCUGCACCCCAUCUCAGUAACACUCUCCAAUAUGCGUUUGAUGUUGGCCCAAGGCUACUUACAGAAAUGGGGAACUUUAUAAACUACCCAUAUCUAAACUCUGGAAUUGGUAAACUGGAUCAGGUUGCCAUUCCCGAUUUUUCAGCGGGAGCUAUGGAAAAUUGGGGACUUAUUACUUAUAGGGAGAGUCGAUUGCUGUUUGACCAGCAAGAGUCAACAUUUUAUAGCAGGAAAAGUAUCGCAUCAGUUAUUAUGCACGAAAUUGCUCACAUGUGGUUUGGAGAUUUGGUAACAUGUGAUUGGUGGUCAUAUACCUGGCUGAAUGAAGGAUUCGCAAGAUAUUUUCAAUACUUUGGAACGGCAUGGGUUGAAACCGAAAUGGAAUUAGAUAAACAGUUUGUUGUGGAACAAUUACAAGCCGUUUUUGCAAGUGAUGCAUCAACUUCUUCUGCAGCACUUAACUCGGGUUGUUCUUCACCAGGGCAAAUCAGCGGUAAAUUCGGCACAAUCAGUUACAAUAAAGGUAGCUCUAUCAUUAGAAUGGUAAGGUACUUUCUGGGAUAUAACAACUGGAGGUCAGGCCUCAUAGACUAUAUAUCAGCGCGCCAAUUUUCUACAGGAAUCCCCGAUCAACUGUAUUCUGCGUGGUCAAAUUACGCUCAAUCGUUGCCUUCAGGAUUAUCCUUGUCGACAAUUUUAAGAAGCUGGACUGACGUAGGAGGUUUUCCUCUAGUAAAAGUAUCAUUAUCUGGUAACGACGCAGUCAUCACGCAGCAACAAUUUCUACUAAAUUCUUCGCAAUCAUCGAACAGAGAAUGGUACGUACCCCUUACCUAUACCACCUCCCACGAACGGAAUUUCGACAAUACAACAGCGUCUUAUUGGUUGAGGCCGGGACAAAACGUAACAAUUCCCAAUAUCCUUCACGGUGGAUCUGGAUGGGUGCUUCUAAAUCUUCAGCAAAUUGGAUAUUAUCGAGUGACGUACGAUGACGAAUUAUGGUCCCAAUUAGCAAGAGGGCUACAGGAAGACAAUUUCGACGGCAUCCCAGAUUUAAACAGAGCCCAAAUAGUAGACGACGUUUUAACGUUAGCAAGAGCCAGGCAGCUUUCUUAUUUAGAUGCCUUCAAUACUAUUUCGUUCCUUGCAAAGGAUACCAGCUAUUAUCCCUGGUACUCUGCAUUCACAUCAUUUUCAUAUUUGAGACGAAGGUACCAAACGCAUGCUACGCUUGGAUCACUAUUUAGGGCCCAUCUGUUGGAAGUAAUGGAUUCCGUUUACAACAGCGUUUCAUUCGCAAGAAACUCUUCAGAAUCAUAUAUAGAAGUUCAGAAGAAAGAACUCGCAUUGCAGUGGGCUUGCAAUUUAGGACACACUGAAUGUAUACAAAGAGCGCAAGACUUAUACAGAUCCUUAAGGAACAACAACAGAGCAGUCAACCCGGACAUUAGAAGUGUUGUAUACUGUACAGCUUUGAGAUAUUCUAAUGAUUCUUCCGACUGGUACUUCUUAUGGAAUAAACUAACGCAAGAAACUCUCGCUACGGAAAUCAGUCUGAUCAUAACUGCUUUGGGAUGUUCAAGGAAUGAAACUUUACUCGAUGAGUACAUGACCCGCGCUUUAGACUCUUCAGCUGGUUUAAUACGAAGACAAGAUAUUACUUCAGUGUUUUCAUCAGUUUAUGGAAACAAUCCCGAAGGAAUCGAAAUCGCCUUAAAUUACGUACAGAAUAAUUAUCAAUCGUUCAUUGAUUACUUUCGGGCACCAACCAAAAACUACUGCUUUGAUUCUAUUAUUAUUGCUAACUUAAGUGGAAACUUUCUAUUUCUAGUCAACAUGGUACACAUCGUCCAUUUUGCAACUAUAUUUUUGGUAGUCUGCACCACUCGUGCCCUAGAUCUCUACAGAUUAGGACCCACAGUAACUCCAACUCAUUAUGACGUAGAAUUAACCCUUCUCCCAGGAUUCGGUCCUGCAGCAUCCUUUUCAGGACGAGUAGAAAUUACUUUGGAGACUAUAGCAUUAGUUACGUUAUUCGAUCUUCAUGCUAGCAGUUUAACCUUUAACAGCAUUCGAAUUUACAAUACUGAUGAUCCUGCGCAAACUAACAUAUUUCGCAGUUAUAGCAAGAAUGCAACUUUUGGUGAUAAGUUGUGGAUCAGAACAACGACAGAUUUAGUGGUUGGAGAAACUUAUAUACUUGUAGCCGAUUACACUGGAAUAUUGCACGAUGACAUGAACGGAUUCUACAGAAGUUCGUAUAGAGAUACGAACGGAAGUACGAGAUGGCUUGCAACAACUCAAUUUGAACCCACCUAUGCUCGAAGAGCUUUUCCGUGUUUUGACGAGCCGAAUCUCAAAACUACGUUUCGAAUAUCUAUUAUUCACCCUGAAGAUGUCCAUGCGCUCAGCAACACGCCCAUAGUCUCUACCCAAAUAUACAACCAAACCUUAGGCCUAACUAGAACAACAUUCCAACAAACUCCAACAAUGUCCACGUAUCUUAUUGCGUUCGUUGUAUCCGAUUUUACCGGUUUAACCAACACUUCGAUUAAUUACGGGGUAUACGCCCCGCCCCAUCUCAUUAACACCACCCAAUAUGCAUUUGACAUUGGCCCAAAGCUACUUACAGAAAUGGGGAACUUCAUAAACCACUCAUAUUUAGACUCUGGAAUUGGUAAAUUGGAUCAGGUCGCUAUUCCCGAUUUCUCAGCGGGAGCUAUGGAAAAUUGGGGACUUAUUACUUACAGACAGGGCUUACUGCUGUAUGACGAAGAGGAGUCAACGUUAAGUAGAAAAAGAUCUAUAGCAACAACUAUUAUGCACGAAAUAGCCCAUAUGUGGUUUGGAAAUUUGGUAACUUGCGAUUGGUGGUCAUUCGCUUGGUUAAAUGAAGGAUUCGCAAGAUACUUUCAAUAUUUUGGGACAGCAUGGGUUGAAACCGAAAUGGAGUUGGAUAAAAUAUUUGUAGUGGAACAAUUACAAACCGCUCUCGCUAAUGAUGCAUCAGCUUCCUCUCCACCGCUUAGCUCAAAUUGUUCCUCACCAAGCGAAAUCGAAGAUAAAUUUAGUACAAUUACUUAUGAUAAAGGCGCCUCCAUCAUUAGAAUGGCAAAACACUUUCUAGGAUACGACAACUGGAGAUCAGGUCUCAUAGACUAUAUAUCGACAUACCAAUAUGCAACAGGAACCGCCAGACAAUUGUUCGCUAGGUGGACGAAUGGAACAUUACCUUCAAGAUUAUCGGUAGCCGCCAUUUUACUCAGCUGGACUGACCUUGGAGGCUUCCCUGUGGUAAAAGUGUCUUUGUCUGGCAAUGACGUAGUCAUCACGCAGAAACAAUUUCUGCUAAACUCUUCGCAAACAUCGAGGGAUGAAUAUUACGUACCCAUCACUUACACCACUUCCCUUGAACGCAAUUUCAACAAUACUACACCGUCUUAUUGGUUGGUACCAAGAGAAAAUUUAACCAUUUCUAAUAUUCUUCAGGGAAGAUCUGGAUGGGUCCUUGUUAAUCUUCAACAAACAGGAUAUUACCGAGUGACAUACGACAACGAGCUAUGGUCUCAAUUAGCACAAGGACUACAAAGAGAUAAUUUCGACGGUAUUCCAGAUUUAAACAGAGCGCAAAUAGUAGACGAUGUUUUGACAUUAGCAAGAGCGAGACAGCUUACCUAUUCGAGCGCCUUAAAUACAAUUGCGUUCCUUUCAAAUGAUACUAGCUAUUAUCCUUGGUACUCUGCAUUCACCAGCUUUUCAUAUUUAAAAAGGAGAUUCCAGACGCAUGCAACUCUUGGGACGACAUUAAGGGACUAUCUGUUGGAAAUAAUGGAUUCACUUUACAAUAACGUUUCGUUCACAAGAAAUCCUUCGGAAUCAUACGUGGAUGUGCAGAAGAAAGAACUCGCAUUGCAGUGGGCCUGCAAUUUAGGACACUCUGACUGCAUAGAACAAGCACAGGAUCUGUAUAGGUCCUUAAGAAGUAACAACAUAGCUGUCAACCCGGACGUUAGAACUGUGGUGUACUGUACCGCUUUGAGAUAUUCUAAUGACUCUGGCGAUUGGUAUUUCUUAUGGAAUAAACUAACACGAGAAACUCUGGCGUCAGAAAUCAUUCUAAUCAUAAAUUCCUUAGGAUGUUCCAAGAAUGAAACUUUACUCGAUGAGUACAUAACCCAAACUUUAAACACUUCGGCUGGUAUAAUACGAAACCAAGACAUUGGUUCAGCAUUAGCAUCAGUUAGCGGAAGUAACCCCGAAGGAAUCGAAAUCGCUUUCAAUUACGUAAAGAACAAUUAUCAAUUCCUUAUUGAUUAUUCCAACGAUACUUCAACAGUGCUAAGCAUUUUAUCUAAUAUAGCAGGCAGGAUGACCAACGAAACUCAAAUUCAAAAGCUGGAGUCAUGGAUUUCCGAAAAUUCAAACAGUUUGUCAGCUAUUUCGUCCUCAGUCCAAAGCUACAUUAGGAGUGCAAGAAAUAAUCUUGUUUGGGAUCGAGAAACUGCAGUUCAAUUGAACAAUUUCUAUUUUUCCAAUUCGUCCUCUUUCUAUUCGUCUUCUUAAGCAACAGCCUAACCGACUCUUCAUUAUUAUCCUUUUAAUUAAAGCAUCAUAUUUGUAAUGAGUUACUUAUAUAAAUAAAUAACUACAUGCAG